AUGUCUACAAAAAGUGAUCCUCGAAGCGCACCCAACAAUCUGCCUCUAACCUACGACCGACCACCCCAUCUUGCAGACCGUCGACCUUCGCCGUCUCCUGGUCCAUCCAAUGGAUUACCUUUCUAUGAUAGAUAUGCGCCUGCGCGUUCUUCUUCAGCCUACCAAGAUAACUACGCGAGCGGAUACACGGCAAAUUCUUGGCGGCCAGAACGUUCCUUCUACAGUGGGACGCCGUCUCCCGAGUGUCAUGGGCAACAAAGAGACUUGCAAGCAGAAGGAUGGGCCCACCCUCCGUCUUGGACCCCUUCUGACUCAAUGACGUGGGCAGAACGGAGGGAACCCAUAGGCUCCAUGUACGAUAGUCCGGCGCCCAGAGGGCGUCGUGAGACGAUGGCUGAAAGGAUGUUUGAACCUUCUGACUCUUGGAAGCAAACUCACAUCGAUUCCAGCAUCGAUUCUGACGGGGCACGAGACCGCCCUGGGGAUCAGGAUUGGAAUAUGCGAUCACCUCAAAGAACUGUGCCCGACCAUUAUUCUCCUCCCCGUAAUCAUUACUCUCCAUCACAGGAUCAUUAUUCUCCAUCUCGUAAUCACUAUUCGCCGCCGCGCAAUCACUAUUCACCUCCUCGAGAUCUCUACUCCCCUACUCACGACCAAUACUCCCCUACUCGCAAUCAUUACUCACCUCCUCGAGAUCAUUAUUCUCCGCCUAUGUUUGAAAGUGACCAUUACAGGCCGCAUUCGCCCAGUCCUCCCUACACACCUCGAUAUCCGUACAUGAACCCCGGCUCUGAUUCAUACCGACCCCAUUACGAGAAUGACAGAGGUCCCUGGAGUGUUCGCCCCCCAGAGCCCAGGCCGAAAGGGAAGGGUCGCAAGCGAAAUCGUAGACGUUUCAUCAGCCGCGACCGCUCAAUCAGUAUCAAUUCUGUUCGCGCUCUACCUUUGUCUUCUCUCGUAACUUCUCGAGGAAUCUUCCCGCCGCAGAACUCAAGCGCAACCUUACGUCCGGCGAACGGCGACGGAGCGUUUGCAUUUCUCAGGCCAGCAAGUCCAUCGGGCGCGGAACAACCUCCCUGUAAAAAAUAUCGGUCGUGCUCCCCUAUUCCCCCACCAAAUAUUGGCAGUCGGCAAAUGUCCGAAGUUGUCGCCGAGCGUAAUGGUGUUAUCUCCCAUCCUGAUGACUACGAUAGCCUUGCAUCGACUCCUCAUGACGAUUCUCGUACGCUCGACUUUCCGGCUCCAGUUUCUGUGUCGUUCAAGCAGGAGAUAUUGGAGGAUCUUCCUGCACCUGAGCCUGUCGCAUCGUCCGGUACCGAUCGUAGCGGAAGACAUGCAGAGACAAAGAUUAAGGCUGAGGAUCUGCCUGCUUCUCGAUCUCUGAAGAUCGAUACGUGCAACAUGAAGAUUCCGGCAGAGAUGCGUCCGGAAGCCACUUUAUCUAGGCCAUCGGUAAAUGGUCUCGAGAUUUCGUCAGAGAAGCAGGUGACUUCAGUGUCGGCUGAAGACACCUCUUCCGUGGCAGAUGGCUCUGACAUGGAAAUGUCCUUACCAGCAUCUCCAACCGGUGGCUCUGCGCGGGAAGAACAAUAUUCUUCUCCGCAUUUGUCACCAGUCCCCGCUGUUCCAUUUGAGAAGGGUGUACCAAUCGCUGACGAUAAUAGACUUUCCCUGGCUGAGGAUUCGGAUAUGGAAAUGUCGCCUCCUCCUUCACCCUCUGAUCGAUUCUCAGCUGAGAGUGGCACUAGGACACCUUCCGGUCGACAUGGAAAGGUUCGCGAGCGUUCACCCUCGCCCAUACUCCGGCAGCUCGUUGUAUCAGAAGCGGAGAAAGACAAGCAGAUUAAGAAGCCGGAUGGGACGCUUCAAGUUGCUGUACGCCUGGAAGCGAUGGAAAGCAGCGGAACACACGAUUUUAUGGAGGAAUCUGAUGUGGAUAUGGAGAUAUCUACGCCCGCAACCCCUGCUCAUCCUGCUGACCUGCGUGCUCCUAGCGUCGGAAGCUCCACUGCCGUUGACGAGGAGAUUCCAGGCCUACAGGCCAUUCUUCCCAGCUCAGAAGUCGUGAGUAACGACCUUGCUAUGGAGCGGCCGAAGUUACCUUUGCAGGUACCCUCUCUUACUAUGCAGACCGUCGAUGGCAAGAUCCCGUUCGUUGAUGCUUCCCCUCUGGUUAUGUCCCCGCGCACACCACCUGGGUUGGACGCAGCUCCCACUGUUUCACUUGAGCCUCCUGGUGGCACUGGUGAUAAAGCUCCUUCUGCCCUUGAUGGACCGGAACGGGCCGGAGAAGACGAGGCCCGCACUCAGGUUCAGCCUAGUACUACCACGCCUGCGAUGCUUGCUGCACCUGUUACGCCCGCUGUUACGCCCGCAACACUGGCUGCUGUCCAAAAUCAACAGACUAAGGAGGGAUCUGGUGUACUCCAAGAGGCAGAGCAGGGCACAACGAAUGCUCAACGUCCCAAACCACUUUCUGAAGGACUGCGGCUGGUUGUGAUGACGAGGCUUCGGUGCGAUCGGCAGACAAGGGAGGAGCGCGUGAAUCCAGUGCUUCAUACCAACUUGUCCAUCGUCGAAGCCCUGCCACCACAGUCAUCGUCAUCGUCCUCUCCGGAUGCUGUGAUCCGGACGCUCUAUGGCGGAGAACGCGGACGAGCCAGAGAGGCUGCUUUUGCUAGGAUGAGGCCUUCUCUUCAGCAGCGAUUUGCUCAACGGCAGGCUGCGCUGACAGAGAAAGUGCGGACUCUGCGUGAAGAGUAUAUUUCUCUGCACGAACGCUGGAUGGCUCACUGCGCGAAACUGGAUGAGGUCACGAAGACGGCUGCUCUUGAGGAAGCUGCGGCUACCGCUGGGCGAACGACUAGGCGUACUGCGGCCCUCACGGACGCUGUACGCUCUGACUUGGAGAUGGAGCAAAUCAUCGCGAGCUUGGGCAACGAAGAGCUGACUGAUGCCAAUCACUUGGGAAGUCGGAAUGCCGCGACUAUCCCCGAUAUGAUCUCGGUGACGACAGGUAGCGUGGACUUGCUGUAUGACGACACGAACAACCGCGUGGACGAUCCUUCUGAGUUCUACGCUCCUCAAACUGGCAUGGACGACUGGUCGGAGGAGGAGAAGGCUAUUUUCCUGGAGAAGUGGGUUGAGCAUCCCAAGCAAUUCGGUCUCAUUGCCGACUAUCUACCACACAAGACUGCGGCGCAAUGUGUUACUUAUUAUUAUUUGCACAAGCACACGCUGAUCGACUUCCGGAAAGUCUUGUCUCGUCAUACAUCGAGCAAGCGCAAGCGUGGUGGUAAACGGGCGGACAAGAAGAAGGGCAACGCUCUUUUGACGGACAUCCGCAAACACGACGCCGAGGUGUCUCGGGAUUCCACUCCGGGCGCACCGACUACGCGGCGCAAGAGAGGCGCGCCGGCCGUCAAUAAUGAACUGAAGAGGGCAGCCUCUCGGAGGGGUUCUGCUCAGGUGGAGCAGUCCCCCAUUUCGACGCCGACACCUGGUCCUGAUCCGGAACCAAGACGACGAAAGCGUCAACCAAAACCUACCGCCCGCGCCAUUGCUCUGAUGGAACAGGAGAGCGCUGAGGUAUCCGUGGAACCUGAGCCCAGACCUCGGAGAGGACGGAAGAGUCGCAAAGUCGUGAAAUCGGCGGAGAUUGUCGUUUCUCCUGGUCCAGACGAAGAAAUGCCUACCGUCAUGAGCGGGACCAAGUUCAUCGAUCAGACCGACUUCACCACGCGGAAGAAGCCUAUGCCCGGCGGCGUCAUCUGGUCUGAAGAGGACAAAGUCCUCUUCCUCAAAUUGUUGGCUCAGUAUGGAGAUGACUUCAAGCGAAUAGCUGCAUCAAUGCCAAAUAAGACAACGAUUCAAGUGAGCCAAUUCUACAAGGCCAAUCUCGCCGAGUGGGCCCUUGAGAAGGUGGCGGCAGGCGCUCCAAAACGGUCACCUACUCCUGACAGAUCUCAAGACAUGUGGAAAGAAACGAGCAUCCCGGGAUCUGGUGUCAUCACACCCAGUACCAACUGCUCAACUCCAGAUAUUCAAGCACCAAUGCAAGGCCUUCCUCCCGUUGCAAUCGAGACUCGCUUCAGGGUGAAUGGGCAUGGCUCGCCAUCUCGCAAGCUACAUAUCCAGGAGAUGUUCACGAGCGCUGAGCGGGACCAGAGGCAAGUGGUUGAGUCGUCUACUGCAGGGCAGUCUUCCGGAUAUCAGUUCCGUUCCACGUCUAUCGAGAGCAUGCGUGCCCAGUACGGGCCGACGGAUAAUAUGCCCGCGCGCGGGUAUGUCCCCAUCCAACCACGAACCUCCCCGUACGCCAAUAUCGCCCCGCCGAUACGCUCAACCAAUGGGUCACUGAUGGAUAACACGAUCAAUGGUGCCAGCCAGGCACCUCCGGCGACGCUGACGAUGACCUUUCAGUCUAACUUUGCAUACUCGAACCUGUCGCCCUCGCACUUUGCGAACGACCAGCGACCAGCUCAGCGGAUGGCCACGCGUAACGUCUCGCCGCCGGGUGCGACGUCGAGCGCGACAAUGACGUUCGAUGCGUCGAUGUUCCCGCAGCAGACGUGGACGCAUCGGUCACUGCAUACCCCUACGCCCGCGCUACCGGCGACGCUGCAGACGACGGAGGAUUUGGUGGCGUACUUGGAGCAUCGGACUCGUCAGACAGCGCAGCAGCUGGACUUCCAAUAG
Molecule: messenger RNA, 4698 nt
Organism: Sparassis crispa
Lineage: Eukaryota; Fungi; Basidiomycota; Agaricomycetes; Polyporales; Sparassidaceae
Exons: 8
Coding region: 1-4698 (1565 amino acids)
Biological process (GO): regulation of transcription by RNA polymerase II
Cellular component (GO): Set3 complex
Source: RefSeq, a predicted model, not a curated record